Molecule: messenger RNA, 5543 nt
Organism: Phycodurus eques (leafy seadragon)
Lineage: Eukaryota; Metazoa; Chordata; Actinopteri; Syngnathiformes; Syngnathidae
Product: cGMP-inhibited 3',5'-cyclic phosphodiesterase 3A-like
Exons: 15
Coding region: 174-2753 (859 amino acids)
Biological process (GO): oocyte maturation; positive regulation of oocyte development
Cellular component (GO): cytosol
Molecular function (GO): 3',5'-cyclic-AMP phosphodiesterase activity
Source: RefSeq, a predicted model, not a curated record
GACUCUACCUGGCCUGCCCGCUGGGUGUUUCGCUUACGCGGUAUGCUGACCGGCUCCUGCCGGCCCCAGGGACCAGCGGGACGGGGUGCUGUGGCUCAGUGACCGGGGCGAAGGAGGAGGACAUCCCUGUCUUCAAGCGGAGACGGAGGUCCAGCUCCAUAGCAGCCUCGGAGAUGAUGGCUCACAGUCAGAGCAACAGCAAGUCCCACCGCAGGACUUCGCUGCCUUGCAUUCCGCGGGACCAGUCAUCGGGCACCAGUGUGGUGGUGGACAUCGCGGUGAUGGGUGAGGCCCACGGAUUGAUAUCAGACUUGCUGGCAGACCCCUCGCUGCCCCCUAACACCUGUAGCUCUUUGAAGGCUGUCAGCAGCCUCCUCAGCACCCAGAUUAUCCUCCAACCUCUCCAUCGGCCCCACGCGCCGCCAGUCACACACGCUUGCUCCGACACAGAGGACGGGCCCGAUAAAGUCGAAAGAUUGGCCAUUCCAAAGCGUCUAAGGCGGAGCCUUCCUCCAGGGUUGUUGCGGAGAAUCUCAUCAACGUGGACCACGACCACGUCGGCUACUGGGCUACCUGCCAUAGAACCUGGACCUGUACGAAGAGACCGCUCAGCUAGCAUCAAAUACACCACAGAAAGUGAAACAUGGAGAAACUCAGUGAUGACAACUAUCUCAAAAAGCCGCUCCAUGUCCGCCUCCUGUGCUGCAUCUGUCACAUUAAACCACAUCUACAGCAAAUCUCUGGGAAGAACAGGUUUCACCCACUCCAACAUAUCACCUCUGGGCUCUCCUUGUCCGUCACCUCCUGUUCAGGGUACUCCUGCCUCCAGCCCAACUAUCAAGACAUGCUCAGUUCAGCUUCCUGAGAUUGCCGGGCCGCUGACAGAGCAGACCCCUGGCUGUGUGGGAUCCAAGAGCCACCACCAAGCCUUAACACACAGCCAGAGCGCCCCGAGCUCCACCACACCUCACUGGCGACCGCCAUCACUCUGUAGCAGCUGCGGCAGGCCGUUCAACAAUCGACUGAACCACGGGGUGGACUCUAUUGUCAAGGUAGACCGAAUACCCCGUCCAGACGAGCGUGCGGUCACCUCGUCGGACUAUGACAGCACCUACGACAGCACUUAUGAGACCAACCACAGUGACAGCAGCGACUUUGCACAGAACGAGGAAGAGGCUGAAGCAGGCAAGAAGCCGUCUGAGUCAAAAGAAGGCCGCCGGGGGUAUCUGUCGGAGAGCAUCAUUCUACACCCACUCUUGCCAUCACCUGAGAACAAGCUAAUCCUGGCCCCAGAGCCUCUGGUGAUGCCUGAGUUGGAACCUCUCAUGAGUCAACUCAACAAAUGGAAUUUUCCAAUUUUCAGUCUUGUGGAGAGGACUCAUGGAAAAACAGGUUGCAUUCUCAGCCAGGUGUCCUACUGGCUCUUCGAAGACGCGGGCCUGUUCGAGACCUUCAAGAUUCCUAUAACAGAGUUCAUGAACUACUUUCACGCUUUGGAGAACGGUUACAGAGACAUCCCCUAUCACAACAGGAUCCAUGCCACUGACGUGCUGCAUGCUGUUUGGUACCUCACCACUCAGCCUGUCCCCAGUCUGCCCACGCUCCUGACUGAGAACGGCAUACACAAAGACCCGGCAAACGGCAUAACCCCUGGCGCUAUGGCCUUUCUGUCAUCCAAGACGCGCUCUUUGCUGGAGGAAGGCUAUGGCUCCUUGUCUGGCCUAAUUCCGGGCCUAGAGCUGAUGGCCUUGUAUGUAGCUGCCGCCAUGCACGAUUACGACCAUCCCGGAAGAACCAACGCCUUUCUAGUAGCCACCAGUGCGCCACAGGCUCUUCUAUACAAUGACCGUUCUGUCUUGGAAAACCACCACGCUGCUUCAGCGUGGAACCUCUUCAUGUCUCGUCCGGAGUACAACUUCUUGGUUAACCUUGAACAUGUUGAGUUCAAACGCUUCCGAUUCCUUGUCAUUGAAGCCAUCUUGGCCACAGACCUAAAAAAACACUUUGACUUCCUCGCAGAGUUUAAUGCCAAGGUGGGUGAUGAAGGAAUGUCUGGUAUUGACUGGACAAAUGAAAAUGACCGCUUGCUGGUGUGCCAGAUGUGCAUCAAGCUCGCUGAUGUCAAUGGACCACUGAAGUGUAAGGAGCUGCACUUGCAAUGGACUGAGGGGAUCGUCAAUGAGUUCUACGAACAAGGGGAUGAGGAAGCAAGCCUGGGCCUUCCCAUCAGCCCAUUUAUGGACCGGUCAGCACCACAGCUCGCUAAACUACAAGAGUCGUUCAUCACUCAUAUAGUGGGACCCCUCUGCUCCUCGUACGAUUCGGCCGCUCUGAUGCCGGGUGACUGGGUCGACCUGCUGGAAGAGGAAAAGGAGGGUCAAGAUAUGGAGGAGGAAGAGGAGGAAGCUCCAUCUCCUGGUUCUGACUUUUCCCAGAGGCAAAACACUGAGAAGGAAAGCAGGAGAAAAGUGUUCUGCCAAAUCACACAGCACCUUCUGGAGAACCACGAAAUGUGGAAGAGAGUCAUUGCUGCAGAAGUUCAGGAGGACACCCUGAAGGAGGAACCGAACUGUCUUAGCACCUCAACUGACCCAAUCACAGCCAUUCACGAGGAAGAGGAGGAACAAGCAAGCAAAGAAGAGGAAGAUUUGACGGAAUGCUUUGAUAAAAGUGAAGAGGCGCCCGCUAUAGAAGACGAUGACGGCCUCUCACAGUCGGAGACGUCAGGCGGGAAAGUGGAGGAAUCGGAGUGAUAGAAGGAACAAUGACCUCCUUCCUAACUAGGAAUUUAUUUUACCGUUUGUUUGCUCUCCUAACUCUUAAUAUUGUAGCCAGCACAUCACUUUGACACAACACUGUAGAAGACGUUUUGGGUAAUUUGUGCCGAACAAAAACAGGGUUUAUGACAAGAGAUGGUGGCGGGAGCAAAUGAAUUGGCCUCAGUGGAAAAAAAAGAAGAAAAAUCAUGUCUUUUAUGUUAUCCGUGGUACCCAGUCCUUAUCUAGCCUGCCCUUUCUUCUGUAUAUGCACAACGACCCCGUUUCACUAAAUUCCCCCAUCAGUGAGUUAUGAGCUGUGUCAGAAAAGUCCCAGGACUGGUUUCACAAAAGCAAUACUUGAAAUCUAAACUACAAACUACGAUUUUUUUCCCCCCCCUUCAAUAUCGGCCAGACAAUUACCCAGCAUGGCUAGAAAGAGAUCCAGCAGCUUUUGCUUCAUUCGGCGAGAGUUGUGGCAGAAGAAUUUGGGGCUGCUUCAGCAUGACGCGUCUGCUCCCAAUCCCCAGAGCAUCUGAAUUCCAGGGGAAUUCAUAAAAGAGAAAAACUUUUAAUUUGUUGUUUAGAUUUGAAAUGUAUCUUUAAUGACACUCCAGGUAGUCUUUGAACAUUUAUGACACACCUUGUACAUUGUCACAUGCCUUGCCAUUACUCUUGUUGCUCCUAGCCUCCCAUCCGAGUCUGAGAAGACUUCCUCUUGAAGACAAUGGGAUAAAAGCCAGGGAAAAAGCUGUUUCCACUGAAACUUGCUAAUGUGGGGAAAAAACAUCACAUUUGCGUACAGACUGAUUUUAUAUAUGCAGACAGUGCUACAGGACAAACAGGUUUUAUACUGUGGACAAAAUAGGAUGUUCAACAAAGAGCCCUCUAAAAGCUUUGCCUCCUAUCAAUGAAAAAUAAUAUACAACAAAAUGGUUUACUUUGUGUCAAACAAUAAUGUGUUUAGAUAUUUCCUCCCACAGCACGCUAACACAUCGAAAGGUCACACAACUCAGGAAGGCAGAGACACAAAACUAAGACGACCUUAUUACUUUCCAAUGCUUCCUGUCCGCCAUAACUGUGCACAUGAUUCACUCACAAAACAAAACAAAACAAAACAAGAUCAUUGAUCAAAUACUUAAAUGAUUUGUAAAACUCUAGUUCUUCCUUCUGGUUCCUGUAUGACAAUUAUAUGAUUACUUUUUGUGUCACAGCCAGGCUUUUCUGCUUAAACUUUGGCAUGAUAAUUGAAACAUUUAUGUUGUGUGCAAUAAUACUGUAUUGAAACAGUAUAGAAACAUGGAUAGAAUUGUUGGUACCCUUCCAAUGAAGAAAGAAAACCCCCAUGGUUACUGAAAUAACCUUAAACGGAAAAUGUAUGUUGACAAGCAACAAAGAGGUUAGCGUCCUUUGGACAGAUGAGAAAAAAACUGAUGAAUUUUUUGGCAAGUCACAUCUGCUCCAUGUUUACAGAAUUCCCCCCCCCCCCCCCCCCGCCCACUCCAAAAAAAAAAAAAACACUGUACCUACUGUGAAACCCGGGAGGAGGUGUGGUUUUGUCCUCGGGCUGCUUUGCUGCAUCUGGCACAGGGUGUCUUGAAUCUGAGCAGGGUACAAUAAAUCUUAAGGCUAUCGAGGUAUACUGAAGCGAAAUGACGCAGCUCAGUGUCGCAAAGCUUGGACUCAGUCGGAGGUCCUCUAAUAGGAUAAUGACCUCAAAUAUGUGGCUAAAAGGACUAAAACAGCUUAGAACAAAACAUAGCACUAGUCUGAAGAGCCUGAUGUAAUUUUUAUUUUUUUUUUUAUGUCAUAAAAUGGUUCUCAAAGAAAAUAAUGGAAUGCAAUAGAUCUUCUUCAGGGUCAAUAAAGCCUCAAUUGGAGUCGUCAUGUUGAAGUUGUGCCUCACACAACUGUCAUACGGUUGCCACGCUGGCAUCGCGCUGCUUUCAUUGUGAGUACACUUAACACAACUUCUAGAGUUAAGUUUUUUCUUUUCACAUCAUUCUUCUCUUAACACCCCUUGUUCAAGCUUGUCCUUCUUUUGGAAUAAGUCACCAACGUUUUGUAAUGUGCGACUUUAGAAGCAUUUCUCUCCCAAUCAUUUGUCAAAUUCCAAAUUGUAGGACUUCAACAGUGGCGCUUUUCUCCAGGGGGGGAAGCUAUAUAAUACAUGCCUAACAUUUUGAUAUACAAUAUUUAGGCUAUGAUUUAGUCAGCACCACCGCACCAAAUCAUGUGUAAACUAGCAGUCAAAUUUCCCUUCAAAGGGAAACGCGGAAGUGUGUCCAGAGCAUAGACAUAUGUGGAAAUCCACAGAGAGAGUCGAUUUCUAUACGUAGACAUCUAUGGAGACAGAGCUGCGGACAGUCGGAAGUUACGUCCGGGAUUUCGGUCGCUGGAAUUUUCCGGCCAACCCCACCGCAGCCCCAUUUGUUGCACUGAAGUGGAGCUACUGUGCAUGUCAAACUUUGAAUGAGAGUCAAUGAGGAAAGACAUUUGUGCCCCAGGAGAGAUGUGACGUCAAUAAAACAGACAACAGAGAUGAAUUGAAACAACUUUAAUCACCGUUACCGACAGUGGAUACUAUUUAUCCUGCUCGUUUAAAAACAGAUAUAUUUUAAAAUAUUUGUAUUUUAUUAUCAAUAUUUGUAUUUAUAAUUUGUUUAAUUGUUUAUUUAUAUUUGUUUUUGUGUUCAACGAUAGUAAUGUGGUGACGUGCUUGGGUGGGUGGCGCUUUAGCGCCUUCUGUUGACCAUCCACCGCUCGACUUCAGGGUUGUUGAACUAU